Messenger RNA from Staurois parvus, 465 nucleotides. NCBI's taxonomy places the organism in Eukaryota, Metazoa, Chordata, Amphibia, Anura, Ranidae. The record is from the annotation of a GenBank genome assembly.
GCCAAAACCUCUCUGUACCUUCAGCAUACAUCCAAGAGAAAAAGGAGGGUCCUUUUUUCCCAGGCCCAAGUGUAUGAACUUGAGAAAAGAUUUGAACAGCAGAAAUAUCUUACAGCCCCAGAGAGGGAACAGCUAGCCAAACAUAUCCACCUUACUCCCAAUCAGGUGAAAAUUUGGUUCCAGAACCAUCGCUACAAAAUGAAAAGGCAAGGCAAAAACCGAGAUCAUCCUACAGAGGAAGGAGCCAAAGCCUACAACAUAGACUCAGAAGAGGUGAAGGUGACCUGCACUAGUCCAUGCACUUCCAUGGAAGAUUAUAGCGAUGUGAAGCUGGACUACAAGGCCUCCAUCCAAGAACAACUCCAAGGUCAUAGUUUGUUUUUGGGACAGGACUUUCUUAGCUCUCCUUCAGAUAUCCAUGAAUUUGAUAAAUCGUCUCGGAAUAUUGUCUUCAAGCCUUGGUGA